Colletotrichum chrysophilum is the source of this 258-nucleotide messenger RNA. RefSeq lists its product as uncharacterized. The record is from RefSeq and is a predicted model, not a curated record. NCBI's taxonomy places the organism in Eukaryota, Fungi, Ascomycota, Sordariomycetes, Glomerellales, Glomerellaceae. The transcript has a single exon. The coding region runs from base 1 to 258 and encodes 85 amino acids.
AUGCAAUUCUCCGCCCUCCUCGCCACCAUCGCCGGCCUCGCCGUCGGCGUCAGCUCCGCAGCUCUCAAUGUUCGCGGCGAAGACGUCGGCUGCGUCGGCGCCUGUCGUCACGACUACGUUUGCAUCUCCCAGUGCUUCGACAAGCGCGGCCUCGAAACCCGCCGGUCGGCUGCGCAGCAGUGCGUCUUUGGAUGCGCCAAGGAUGACUAUGGCUGCUACGCCAACUGCUUCAACGAGCGUGAUGAGAGGACCGCCUGA